This is a messenger RNA of Bicyclus anynana (squinting bush brown), 1864 nucleotides long. It is a transcript of the gene dgt3, whose product is annotated as augmin complex subunit dgt3. Lineage: Eukaryota; Metazoa; Arthropoda; Insecta; Lepidoptera; Nymphalidae. The record is from RefSeq and is a predicted model, not a curated record. The transcript has 10 exons. Gene Ontology annotation, biological process: centrosome cycle; spindle assembly. Gene Ontology annotation, cellular component: HAUS complex; centrosome; mitotic spindle. Bases 94 to 1779 code for a protein of 561 amino acids.
UGUGUUUGUUUUGUGUUUAUUAAUUUAAAAAUUCAAAAUAACGGAAUAUCGAAUAAUUAUUGUAUUUAAGUUGUUUACUCUUUACUAAAUAUAAUGCAUGAACUAAAUACUAUAAGUGAUGAAGAAUUUAUCCCAUUUUUACAAAAACUAGGUGUAGAAACUUACAAUAAGUCAUUUGAGUGGUUAUUAGGUGAUCCAGACUUUGCUGGUGUUUUAGGGUGGAUUUACAACAAUCUAGAUCAUAAUAACGCUUUAACUGCACGGGAAGAGUACAGAUAUACUGAGUUAGAAAAACAAGGGAAAGUAUUGUCAUCUCAAGAGUUAGAAGCACAGUUACAGGACAUUCAAGAUGAGUUUAAAGGACUCAGUCUACCAGGAGAUGAGGAUGGAUUGGAAGAUAUUAAACUGGACAUUAGAUUGCAGAAGGAAAAACUAGCAAUGUUGAACCAUCAGGAGGAGAUGCUUAUGAAAUUGAUGCAGCAGAAUGAGGCAAUGAAUCAAGAACUUGCAGUGGAACUAACAAAGCUCAAUGCAGCUCAAAAGCAGGCAGCUGAUGAUGAGAGACUGAUGGGAGAAGAGUGUGUGAAGUUGGCCCGGCAGGUGGAGGCUACGGUAGAAGACAUCACAGACACUGUUGCUGAUGCUUUGAGUGUGUACGGAAGCUGUGCUGUUGAUAAGGAGUUAGCCAAAAGAUUCUUCACAUACGGCCCUUUUGAGUCAUACAAGCAGACACAGGAACUGUUCAAGUCUCACUUUGAUUUGUUCACGUCACUGAAGUUUGACUCUAAACGCAACAACGCCAGCGAUGAUGAUGUGAAGUUGGCGGUUAGAGAAGCCAGGAAUAUGGAGGACAGGUUAUCGGAUGCUGUGUCUGCAUACAUAGAAUCAAAGGCAGAGCUCUCCGGGGCGCAAGCGAAGCUGCUUCUAAUUCUACACUACGAUAGUGGACAUCAGUAUGCAGUGAGUUCCCAAGAGGCCCACAGCAGCGCCAUCCAGCUGCUGGAGCAGGAGGAGUCCAUACUGGAGCAGCAGAUACAGAACGCCAGCAAGCGGCUGGUGCAGCGCCGCACCGCCCUGACGGUCGACCGCAUCGCCGGCUCGGCGCUGGCAGAUAGAGAACAAACGUACAAACAGCUAGUAUUCCUCCAAGAGGUGAGCACGGAAGCCGUGUCGCUGGAGCGCCUGCUGUACUGUGCUCUGCGCCGCGAGCUCGUCUGCGCGGAGGAGUUGCUGCACUUCGCCUCGCACCUCCGCACGUACCUGCUGCAGGAGGCCGACUGCGUGGCCGAUAGAAUCAAAUCUAUGAACGAUACAUGCACAGAGCAAACCCAGGCUGAGGUUAAUCUGCAGGAUUCAGAUGUUCUGCUGAAAUGUCUCAUAUCUACACUGGGUGGAGAGCCCAGCAGCGAUGCUAUGCUGCCUAUCAAACUUUACAACGAUAUGCGCAGGAAUAUUCGAGAGUUAAAAGAUGAGAUACAAUACGGAUACAGGAUGAAAAAAGCAGCGUUAGAGGACAUCAAAGUUCUUGCGUUGCCCCUGCGCCGCUACAUCUAUGACGGCUGCACCGGCCGGCCCAACUGCCGCGACCGCAGCGUGGCGGCGCUCACACACGCGCUGACUCACGAGAUGGCGAGUGUCGACGCGCGCGUGCUUGGCAUCGGGGAAACCUUCACUACUGUCAAGGGCAAGGAUGUUCACAACACAAGGAAACUCUGGCAAUGGUUCCUCACUGACCCCGCGAAGUUGGCAGCAGCCAUGAAAUAUGUGUCCCGAGAUUAACGAACAAAAAUACAUUAUACCUGAUAAUAUGCCAGUAUAUGAUAGGUUAGUUAUUUUUUAUAUGUAUAUAAACUGUUUCACAGAA